This is a messenger RNA of Castor canadensis (American beaver), 694 nucleotides long. It is a transcript of the gene Rpa3, whose product is annotated as replication protein A3. The record is from RefSeq and is a predicted model, not a curated record. Gene Ontology annotation, biological process: mismatch repair; nucleotide-excision repair; base-excision repair. Gene Ontology annotation, cellular component: nucleus; site of double-strand break; DNA replication factor A complex. NCBI's taxonomy places the organism in Eukaryota, Metazoa, Chordata, Mammalia, Rodentia, Castoridae. Gene Ontology annotation, molecular function: damaged DNA binding; single-stranded DNA binding.
CAAUUUCAGUCAUCCGCUUGUUUUCUUCAGAUCGCAGGUUUUGGCGGCAUAAAUCAUGGUGGAUCUAAUGGAAUUGCCAAAGUCUCGCGUCAAUGCCACCAUGCUAGCUCAGUUCAUAGACCGGCCAGUCUGCUUCGUCGGAAGGCUGGAAAAGAUUCAUCCCACUGGAAAAAUGUUUAUUCUGUCAGAUGGAGAAGGAAAAAAUGGAACCAUUGAGUUGAUGGAGCCACUCGAUGAAGAAAUCUCUGGUAUAGUGGAAGUAGUUGGAAGAGUAACAGCCAAGGCAACCAUCAUGUGUACAUCUUAUGUCCAGUUUAAAGAAGAUAGCAGUCCUUUUGAUCUUGGACUUUACAACGAAGCUGUGAAAAUUAUCCAUGAGUUCCCUCAGUUUUUUCCUUUAGGGAUUAUGCAACAUGAUUGAUCUUAAUGAAUUUUUUUUAUGAUUGUAAGUAAACUACAUUGAAGACUUAGAGAAGACUUCUGUGAUUUCUGAUAUUUAAUUUGUUCUUUUUAAUGUUUCAUUUACCAAACGUUAGAUAUUCUGAUUGGCAGGUUUUGAUGGAACUACUCUACUGACAGUUCUCACCUAAGUCCUUUUAUAAAAAAAAUUACCACUCCAGUUUAUGCUCAGAUAAGAUGCAAAAACAAAGCAGUUGUCUUCAGUUUAAGUUUCUAUUUUAUUAAUAAAAAUUAA